AUGGCCGCGGAGCAAGCGUUAGAGAUGCAAGUUCGAACUGAAGAUGGGGCAGAUGGUAAAGGGAAACUGGCGGCUGGCAAAAUAUUCUACAAGCCGGGUGUCAUAGACGAGGAGACGGAUGAAACAAGCGCCUUCGACAGCUCUAUGGUAGAGUCUCCAAUGCUAGGAACCGGAUACGGAACUAGUUUCCUAAGACCCCCACAGAUACACCCUUCAAGUAGUUUGCAUCGUAUUCCCACAUACAGCAGCUCGAUCGGGCAGAGUACUGUCUAUCGUCAAGACACAUGCAGACUCAUCUUAAUGUAUUCAACUAUUCAGUCGGUCGCCGCAAUGGGCUAUUGUCGUCUAAAAGCGAACUCAUUUUCAGUCUUUGUCUCGCGUGCAGUUAUGUCUUAUGACGUCCAGCACGUGUCCCCCGUCAAUCUUCAUUGUGGUCUCUUAGAAUCUCGCGAUACAAUUAUAAAGUGGUUAGCGCCGUCGACGGGCGGUCGUGACCGCGACAUUAUCGCGGGCGAUGCUUCAGGAGAUACGUCGGGGGAUGCUGGCGCAGAUGUGUCUCUGCGACUGAGCCGCGCGGACGAAGUGAACACAGCGGAGAUGCACGCCGACCCGGAGUCGCCCGCCAGCCGCGAGGAGGCUCACCUCCUUCCGGACGAGUGGCUCAAGGUCAAGGCGGUGCCGGCAAACGGGAACCUCUCCCCCGGCGUCUACUACCCCACAGUCGGCAAGAGGACCCGAUCGCAUAGGCACGGUGCCACGAGGAGGACGAGGCGUCGGGCCAUUCUCAAGAAUGGGGAGUGCAACAUACUCAAGUCGCGGAUCUCGCAGCGCCGGCUGCGCUUCCUCCAGGACAUGUUCACAACGCUCGUCGAUGCGCAGUGGCGGUGGACUUUACUCGUGUUCACGCUCUCGUUCAUCCUCUCGUGGCUCGGCUUCGCCCUCAUCUGGUGGCUGAUCGCGUUCACCCACGGCGACCUGGAAAUCGACCAUCUGCCCCCGAUGCAGGAGUCCUCCAACUGGAAACCGUGCGUGUUCAACAUAUACGAUUUCACUUCGUGCUUCCUGUUCAGCAUCGAAACCCAGCACACGAUCGGCUACGGCUCCCGAACGACGACGGAGGAAUGCCCCGAGGCGAUAUUCAUAAUGUGCUUGCAGAGUAUCGUCGGCGUAAUGAUACAGGCGUUUAUGGUUGGCAUCGUGUUCGCGAAGAUGACGAGGCCCAAGCACAGGACGCAGACGCUUCUGUUCUCGAAAAACGCAGUGGUGUGCCAGCGAGACGGAGAGCUCUGCCUAAUGUUCCGUGUCGGCGACUUGCGGAAGUCGCACAUCAUCGGGGCCAGCGUGAGAGCUCAAUUGAUACGAUCCAGGACGACGAAGGAAGGCGAGCUUCUGUCCCACUACCAGACUGAAUUGGAGCUGAAUGCGGACGGAUGCGACAGCAAUCUGUUCUUCAUCUGGCCCAUCACAAUGGUCCACAGGAUAAACGCCGAGAGUCCUUUCUACGGGGUCUCCGCGGCGGACGUGCUGCAGGAGAGAUUCGAGAUUGUUGUAAUUUUGGAGGGCACGAUUGAGUCAACGGGGCAAACGACACAGGCGCGUUCCAGUUACACGACCAGUGAGAUUAUGUGGGGCCACAGGUUCGUGCCCUUAGUGACGUAUAACCGCGAGCGUCAAGGAUAUGAGGUGGACUACUCAAAGUUUGAUGAAACUACGCAGGUUGACACGCCACUGUGCUCGGCUAAAGAGCUGGACGAGUUCUAUGGCAAUCAGCCAGACCGUAGAUCAAUCGCGUACACCGGAGAUACGUCCCUGCCCCGUGAACUGAUUUUCAAUGACGUCAAAGGCGUGCCGGGAUCACCGCUCAUCAAUAUCGCUGACAGGCUCGUCGUCGACGCCAUCAGAAGGGCCAGCCUUACAAACAGGCCGUCCAUUGUAAAAUACCCACCCGACUACUUCAACAGCAACGGUGAUAAUUCCUCAUCAUCCAGUGAAGAUGAGGAGCUCAAAAAGAAGUCGAGUUCUAGAAAAGGCAGCGACAAAGGAGCC
Iphiclides podalirius (scarce swallowtail) is the source of this 2046-nucleotide messenger RNA. Lineage: Eukaryota; Metazoa; Arthropoda; Insecta; Lepidoptera; Papilionidae. The record is from the annotation of a GenBank genome assembly.